AUGGGUGCCUGCACCAGUUUAGGAGACGCCAAGAAGGAUCAUUCCAGCUGUGCGCAGAUCAGCCAGAGUCGCAGCAUUCAUGAUGCUUACAGCUUCAGGGACACACAAAAGCUUGGCAAGGGUGGCUACGGCACAGUGUAUCUUGCGACCCAGCGCUUUUCGGGUAAGAGACGCGCCGUGAAACGCAUGAGUAAUCAGUACCCUCAUCAGUCGAGUUGCAAGUCGGAGGUCGCGAUCAUGAAUUCGAUCGACCAUCCCAACAUCGUCAAACUAGUCGACACCUUCCAGAACAGCACGCACACCUAUUUGGUAUUAGAAUUGUGCAGAGGGGGCGGAUUGCUGACGAAGAUGAAGGCAUAUGGUGGGUCGUUUCCAGAGCAGCAUGCAUCGACUGUGCUCCAUCAGAUUUUGCGAGGCACGCUCUACCUGCACCAGUGCUCGGUUGCCCAUCGGGAUCUGAAGCCAGAGAACCUGCUCUUCGCGAGUGAUGCCCCCGUGCCCGAAAACACGGUGAAGAUCAUCGACUUUGGCCUUGCGCGCACAUGCCCCGAAGGACGGCUGCUCGUGACGAAGGUGGGGACGCCCACCUUCGUGGCACCCGAGGUGCUGGCAGGCAGGGGCUACGACAAGCAGUGCGACAUCUGGAGCAUAGGCAUCACCGCCCACGUGCUCCUCUCCGACAAGAGCGUGAUCCGGAAAGUGGCGCGCGGGCACCUCGAGCUCUCCCCGGAGCACUGGGCGCUCGUGUCCUCGAGCGCCGCGGCGCUGGUCUCCGGGCUGCUCUCCGCCGACCCGCGGGAGAGGCCGACGGCGUCGCGGGCCCUCGGCGACGGCUGGCUGCUGCGCGGGGCGGGCGCCGAGCGGGCCGCCAUCCCCAGCGGCCUCGUGGAGAACCUGUGCCGGUUCAAGUCGCGGGACGUGCUCUCGAAGGUGGCCCUCCGCGUGCUCGCGGGGCUGCUGGACGACGCCGAGCUCCGCCCCCUCCGCCGCGCGUUCCUCGCGCUGGACGCCGACGGGGACGGCAGGCUGUCGCGGGCCGAGCUCCGGGAGGGCCUGGCGCGGGGCGGCCGGGGGCUCUCGGAGCAGGAGCUCGUGGAGAUCCUGGACGGCGUGGACGUCAACGGCAACGGCACCAUCGAGUACACGGAGUUCCUGGCCUCGACGGUUGACGUGAACAGCUGUUUGGGGGAGGACAUGUGCCAGCAUGUCUUCGACGUCUUGGAUCGGGACGGCGACGGGCACAUCUCUCGCCAGGACCUGAUGUGCUGUCUGCGCGAUCGCCACUUGUCAGAGGGUAUCGGCGCAGAGAGCCAGGCCCUUGUUGACGCACUGGGAGCCCGCGGAGACGUCAGUCUAAACGUCACUGAAUUUGCGAAGAUGUUGUGCAGAUGA
This is a messenger RNA of Prorocentrum cordatum, 1392 nucleotides long. Lineage: Eukaryota; Dinophyceae; Prorocentrales; Prorocentraceae. The record is from the annotation of a GenBank genome assembly.